GUUUGUGAAUGGGCAACGUAAAUUGACGGAAAAAAUAUUUUUGAAUUUGUGUAUUUGAAAAGUCGUUAUUCUAUUUGAAAAAAAAAAUAGAUAUUGGAAAAAUACGCAAAGAUGGCGAAACAGAAUUAUUGCUGUUCCGCUAAACAAUACUUUUCAUACAUGCGGAAUUUGGUGGAUACGUUGAUUAUAGUUCCGCGCAUUAUUAUUUGCAAGAAAAUGAAGAAAAAUGAGAUAUUUACACAGACUAUUACCAUAAAGAAUAAGGGACUGUAUCCCCGCAAUUUAACAUAUUAUACGGACAGCCUACUGGAUACAAAUAUCACAUUUCCUCGAUAUUGGGAACAUACCUAUUUGCAACCGGACGAAAUUUUUGAAAUAAAAGUCGUCAUUAAACCGAAUGCACAUAGUACGCACACCAAAUGCAGGCAUAUUUAUAUUGACUCUGCUCAUCCAAAUAUAACCUUUGAGAUUCCAAUUAUAUCAAAAUCAAUGAAUGAAUGUUAUCUACCAAAAUCAAUUGACUUCCCCUCCACAACGCUAGAUGACUCUGCUUACUACGAAUUUGUUGCCUACAAUCCAACCAAAGAUGUCCAAACACUUUUUUUUAGAACCUAUCCUAAGAAUAUCAAGGUCACCCAAAGCAAAACUCGCAUUCCACCGCGCGACAGUAUAAAAGUGCUAUUAGUACUCAAAGUGAAUAAUCUUAAUACAAUGCAAGAUAUAAUCAAAACUAAAAUCGAAAUCGUUAGCUUUGAUAUUCAAAUUAUGCAUACUCCAUUAAUAAACUCCUUUUACAUAAAUACAAAUCUCUUAACCUUCGAAUCGUUGAAAUAUGAACGCGAAACAACACGAAGUUUUACCGUUUGUAAUGAAUCGAAUGAGGAUAAAACUUUUACAACCACAUUCUUUACCGAUCCCGAACAAUUGGAUGAAAAUUUUGACUUUAAAAUGGAUGCAAGACAAUCACAAUCGUACUCCAUACGUAGUUCCAGCUCCUUUAAUAUCAUUCAUACGCCCUUACCCCACCAAUGCGAUUUGGUGGCUUAUAAACACUUUCGUAUCGACAAUGAGAGCUUUACGAUUGAAGGUAAAAGUUCUAUGGAGAUCCCUGUCAUAUUUCAUCCGGUUUCGCUUAAGGAGUGUGAAUUUAGGGAAGAAGAACCAUCACCGCACAAAGUGAGGACGAUAUUAUUUUUAACUAUAGGCGAAGAAAUGUCCAUUGUCCGCCAAUUAAUAAAUUUUCAAGGUUCUAUUAUUGGACCAGAGGUCGAAAUCACACCAAAAGAUAUAUACUUACGAACUGUUUACAUGGGCGAGGAACACUGCACGGUUAUUAAGGUGUUAAAUAUAGAUGGUAAAGUAAAUGCCUUUGUUAGAUUCAAAGAUGUUUAUAAUUUUGAAACAGCCGGCGCUGUUGUACAACCGGAAGAGGGUUUCGAUUUGGAACCUUGUAAAAGCGGAAUUUUUCAUAUCUCAUUUUUCUCAAAGGUGGUAGGAGCUUUUGUGGCGAAAUUACGUUUCAAGGUCAGAAAUGGUGACAUGGAAGAAGUGAACAUAAGAGGUCACUCGCAACAUGCACGCGUUAAAAUGUUUCCGGAUGAAUUGGAUAUUGGUUGUGUGCCAUUUGGUAUACCCUGUAAGCGUUUCAUAUUAAUGGUGAAUCCUUUUAUGAUACCGGUUGCGGUGCAAUGCACCGUUGGCGAAGAUGGUGACGAGAUACCUUUGGUACUUAAUGUGAACGAUGCUGAUGGUUUGCCAGUGAUAACGGUUAAGGAUUAUAUAUCCGCAAUGAUUGCAAUGGCGGAAGAAGAAUUAGAGCCCGAUGCAGUUGAAGAACCAACGGUGCAGUUGGUAAGCAGAUCGGAUUCAUUACUUUCGUAUCGUUCCGUAAGCACGGAGGAGUCCACAUGCAGCACAUAUUUUGAGGAGGAGAUCUUAGAGAAAAUACCGGAUUUCGCAUUUACCAUUAUAAGGAAAUUAAGAGAAUCACGCCAUUUAGAGCAAAAAGAGGUUGAAGAGUGUGUUGUCAGCGCAACUUUAGAUGUGCUACUAAAGACCAAUUACUUCAAUUCGCUCAAACAAUUCGCAAAUUAUGCACAAAUGGAUUGGAAUAUUAUACCUUUCAAUCCGAAGGAGAUUUACUGUGACAAGGAAAUUAUAUAUCUGCAACCGAAUGCGGGCAAAACGGUGACCGUGCUGCUCAUACCGAACAGAGUCGGCUUAUUCAAUCGUGCGCUCAACGUACGCAUUUGUCCAAUAACCGAAGAGGAACUGAAUAAGAAAAAAACAGAUUUCUCUUGGGAUUUGCGUGACAAAUUUUUCGUAUCUUCCAAAAUGUUUACAACCAAAAUUUGGAUGGAAUAUGCCUGUCAUCUGCCCAUUAUUAAUUUUACACAAGUGAUUAACUACGAGUCCGAAGAGACGUACAUUGAUGAUGAGGUGCAAUGUGCUAUGCUCUUUAAGAAUUCAUUCAACGUGCCCGGAUUCUUUUACUACGAUGUUAUACCUUCGGAUGAAAAUGGCGAAAUGAUUUUUCCCGAAAAUAUUUUGAAAUUCUUCAUACCCGCCUUUGGAAAAGUUGUUGUACACUCGACUGUAAUAUUUCGUCGGUUAGGCAAAGUUAAGCUUUCUGGACUCAUUAAAAUCGUAGGAAAUUUAAAUGGUUCGCCAUUCCAUAUAGUCGCAGAUGUCAAGCCUGUGAAAAUUAAAGUCUCUGCGACACGAGUUCACAGACGACAAAAAGUGCUGGAAACAACGGCAGAACAUAUCUAUAUAACAAAUGAAACGCCAACGGUGACUAGGUUCACAGUGAAAUUGAAAAACUCGAAAUACCAAUAUGUUGAGCCCAGGGGCGCCAUACUCUCUCCUGAAGGACAGGGUACUUAUAUAACAAUUUUUUCAAAAUUCUACGAUGCCGAAACCUAUUACAAUACCUUGGUCAUAAGUGUUGCCAACAGUAAUACUAUAGAAAUACCACUUACCUACGUUGUAGAAGGCUCACCCGUUGGCGUGGAACCGGACAUUUUCAAAGGUCACAAUUGUGGUACACUUAUGAUUAAUUGUCUGGAUAGGUACGAAUCGGAUGUGCCGAAGUACACACAGGAGGUGAAAUUGACAAAUAGAGGAAAACAUAGGUACUGCAUGUAUAUUGAUAAGCUGCGUAAUAAUAUCACGAAAUGCGCUAUUGAACUUGGUCAUGGUCAUCUAACGGUAUCACCGAAGAUGAUCUGCCUUGAGCCACAAUCGCAGGGAACACUAUAUAUAACGGCUGAUUCGUGUGAAGCGGGUGUAAUUUUUAAUGAAUUUCGUGUGAGAACUAUUGAUCAAGAGCACAAAUUAAAGGUGCACACCACACGAUUCACAGCAACGGCCACAUUCAUGGAGCCGGAAAUCCAUUGGUGUCAGAAACUCAUAAACAUGGAGUACAAUAGAACGCAUUUUUAUAAAGAACAUCCGGUGUUGGCCAUAGCAUGUCUGAAAAACAUGGUGGAUGUGAAGUGCAAAGUUUGGCUCAAAAUUGUGGGACCUUUCAAAAUAAAACACUUAUUCGAGCAUAAUUUUGCCAAGAUCAUACAUUUUCCCAUGACUGGUUUGGAGCAAAAAGAAAUUAUAAUUUCGCUGAAUAAAUCAGCAAUACGCGACGAAUUUUGUUCCACCGUCGAUGGGCGUAUUCUCUGCGAAGCAAAUAACAAAUAUCAGAGAUCACUGCAAUUAAAGUUGAAAAUCCGCAGUCCAGAGUUGAGAAUCAUGCAACCGGAUAUGAUACUAUUUACACGAGAAAACGCUAGUCUAACCUAUGUGGAGCUGCGCAAUAUUUCAUGCUUGAAUGCACAGUACAAAUGGAAGAAAGUCGAAGAGAAAACGACGUAUGUUUCGGAUUAUGAUGAUACUUAUAAAUUCUCAUUGGACAUACUCUCCGAAAUUCUACGCACGUUGGAUAUUGAUGGCAGCGAUUCAGAUGAAGAUUCACUUUACCAACGAAAUUUGACAUUGCGUUACCAGAAAUAUCGUUGUAGACUGCAUAAACUUCAAGAUCCGAUCGGCGUUGACGAAAUCAUCAAUGAAAUCAUAAACAAUUUGGACUUGGAACAUAAACGUUAUAUGUUAAAAGUCGAUGAUCCAUAUGACCCUUGUUUGAGUGCGAGACGUUGUUCUUCCGGCGAAUUUGUACGCAAAACUUUGGAUGCAGUUUUGUAUGGUCUGAAGUUGGAAGAUUCCUAUGAUAUAUCACAAGAGAGUAUAGAAGAGUGUGAUAGUGAACGCACCAUACAUUUCAUUGAGAAGACCGGUCACAUAUCGAAAUUUGAUACAGUGCAGUCUGCACUCUUUUUGCCGCCAGUAAAACCGGGUUAUGCUAAGACGGCAAUUUUUGUGCUAGACACAGUUGGUAGUUGUCCUCAACAGUUUGAUAUAACGCUAAUUAAUUUGGAAAAAGUUAUGGAAUUUUCUUCGGAAAACGUAUAUCUUGGUAUUCAGCCAUGGUACGAGCUCUUCAAAACAUCAGUAAGAAUAAUAAACGUCACACAAUAUCCCAUCACACUGAGUAUAAGUCACAAAACUGUGGUGGACAAAAGUCAACGCCUCAGUCAAGGAUAUGCAAAAAUCAUCGGAGAGAAAUUUUUUGACAUUUGCAAGUUCAAGUCAAAACUCUUGACAGUCGAGGGUCUGAUGGGUUUCUCCGAGCAAUUCACACACGACAUACUAGUGAACGCUAAUAAAAGUGAAGAACAGACUAUACAUUUUCGUGGGCAAGGUAUUAUGCCCAUAAUUGAAGUUGUAACUAAAUUAGCACGACCCGAGCAGGAGAUUGAAGAAAUAUUGGAAGAAUAUGAACUAUUGCAAAUAAUUUAUCAUUUCGAUGUGUUCAAAUCUAUCACCGAAUACGAUGAGGAUAUGCCAGCGCCAAGAGAGGAGGACAAUGUCAGUAUGAUAACAACCAAAUACUCGCUCAGUAGCUAUCACACAGGCAGCUCCAAGAGUACGUCGAGUAGUCGCGAGGCACGUUUCUAUCGCAUGAUGAAAACCUAUGUAAUUAUUAAUAAUAAUGCGGAACUGCCACAUGCUAGCGUGCUGGAACAGCUAAUUGAGACACAAAAGUUCAUCAGACAAUUGCGUGAAAAUCCCAAAACGGUUGCAUUGUUGCGUAAGGUGCAUCAGGAUUAUUUGAAAUUGAUCAGCAAUUAUGGUGAAUCAAUGCCGAUUAAUUUGAAGCAUUUCACCGCACAACCCUUGCCCUUCCAUCAGCAGGGUUUCGUAUUAAAUAUGAACGUAUUGGUUUUGGGACAGCUGCGAAAGUUCACGAUCGAUCUGCAUUUCCAUGGACCAGGCAAAUUGAUUGCGGCUGUACGUACCGAGGUGAAAAUACCGGGAUUAUAUGUGGAUUUCGAAGUCAAAAAGAGUGAGGAUCAUGAUUAUUUAUUUUAUGCGGCUGAAAAGAAAUCGCCCAGCUUGUUUGGCAAACGCUAUCGCAAUAUGUACGAACGUGUCAUUGAUUUGGAAACAGAUCCGAAGGUGAAGCAUGCGCAUUCCUUCGAUUUGGAUAAGACAGAACAUCAUACACGCUUGGAAGUGGGCGCCAAACAGCGCAAAGAACUGCAAAACUAUUAUAAUAGUCUAAAUAAAUCGGUGUAUGAAGAUCACAGGCAUCACUUUACUUUAUGUAAAAUAUUUAGCAACAGCAAAACGAACUAUUACAGUGGUGAAGCACGCAUUGUGGUACUGCUCAAGCCGGAAGCAAAGUUCUAUGAAGAGGGACAAGUGCUUGAGGAUUAUCUAUAUAUAGAUCUGCACUUGGGUCCAACUUUACCCAUUCUACUGCGUGGUAUUAUCUCGAAACACUACCGAAAGCAAAGCGAUUCGAAAUAUUGAGUAAAACGAUUUGUGUUUUUAAUAAUAUUUUUAUUUUUAUAUUUUAGUCACAUGUAAAAUUUUAUUA
This is a messenger RNA of Bactrocera dorsalis (oriental fruit fly), 5935 nucleotides long. RefSeq lists its product as uncharacterized. Lineage: Eukaryota; Metazoa; Arthropoda; Insecta; Diptera; Tephritidae. The transcript is spliced from 21 exons. Gene Ontology annotation, cellular component: axoneme. The record is from RefSeq and is a predicted model, not a curated record. Gene Ontology annotation, biological process: cilium movement; axonemal central apparatus assembly. The coding region runs from base 112 to 5868 and encodes 1918 amino acids.